This is a messenger RNA of Suillus subaureus, 516 nucleotides long. RefSeq lists its product as uncharacterized. The annotation marks the transcript as partial. NCBI's taxonomy places the organism in Eukaryota, Fungi, Basidiomycota, Agaricomycetes, Boletales, Suillaceae. The transcript has a single exon. The record is from RefSeq and is a predicted model, not a curated record.
GUUGGCUGGGUGAUGCAGCUUGUCAUUAAUGAAGCAGUCCAUCAGUGUUACAUCACAACCUACCUCUUGCAAACUCUGAAGUGUCAUGCCCUAUUCCUUUGUGUUAACAUUGUUGGUCUCAUCUCAUCUCACCCUGCUGCUUGCAACACUUUGGUGAAAUAUGCUUGUGAGUUAGCACCCUCAUUAUAUUCAGAUGUUAUGACUAAAAAUAUGAAGCUGCUGGUAAAGGACAUUGAAUUGGACCUCAUUCAUCAACAUGCAAAGGGCAUUUUGGCAUCUUCCUCCAUUAGCUAUCUAAAGACCACUCAACUGAGGGGUUCACUCUUCCAAGACAGCUGUGACAACAAAGCCAUAUCAUCUGUGUUUACCAAGUUUUAUGUUGAACACACUGAGCCUUUAGCAGUGUUGGAAAAGUACAAGGAGAAAGGUCAAUGGUGCUUGGGUGAGCUCCUUGAUGGACAUGAGUUUCUUGCUAUUUUUCCUAUUACACCUGUGAGCCCAGUUCACAAUAACUAG